AUGUUUGCUCCUCCUGGGAGGAUGCUGUUCUCCAACACACGUCCUUCACUCCCUCACCUCUUGUCGCUGAGGCUUCUGGGUACUGCGGCCUCCAGGUCGACAGCGGUGAAGCAGAAUGAGCUUCUUUCCAGGGCGCUGACCUUUGAGGAUCCCAGCGCCUUCCGGGCAAAGAGUUGGGCUGAACUGAUUCGUGCUCUUGGAGUCUUCCGUCUUUGCUCCUUCCCUGUUCUGGUGAACAACUGUGGAAAGCUGAUGUCAGUAGCACGAACACUCCUAGGUAAGAGGGGCUUUUCUUUGUUACUGAGGCCCACAGUUUAUGCCCAGUUUGUUGCUGGAGAAAAUGAGAUGGAAAUCUCCCAGUCCAUGAAGAAGAUGAGCUUGCUUGGAUUGAGGCCGAUGCUGGCUGUGCCCAUUGAGGAGGACGUUGGGGAGAGCAUCAGAGAAAAACGAUACGACGACAACACGGAGGCCAUGUUGGAGUGUGUGAGGUUAUCCCACUGCAACACCUGGAGCAGAGACCCGAUGAUGCAGCUGAAGAUCACGGCCCUGCUCAGCCCAGAGCUGUGUGUGAAACUCACAACUCUCAUUGCACAACAACCAUAUGAUCUGAGUCUCCUUGUCAAGGCAAUGGACGGAGAAAUGAUAACGUUCCCUGGUUUAGAGGAGAAGGAGAACAUCCAUUUCUUGUGUGGUUUGAAGAGACUCAACAAAAUAGCAGAGGCAAGUGUGAACAAAGUUAGAGUCUUGGUGGAUGCAGAGUACACCUACAUGAACGCAGCACUCUCUCUUGUUACCAUGGCGAUGAUGAAGAAGUUCAACAAAGAUGGUGCCUGGAUCUGGAACACAUAUCAGUGUUAUCUAAAGGAGUCCAGGUCUCUCCUGUUAGAGGCUCUGCAUCUGUCUGCGAGGGAGGGUUUCUGUUUGGGAGUUAAACUGGUCCGAGGAGCCUACAUGGACAAAGAGAGAAAGAUGGCAGAGAAGGAAGGCCGUGCGGAUCCCAUCCAUAAGAGCUGGGAGGACACAAAUUACAGCUAUAACGGCGCCCUGGAUGUGAUGCUGGACGUCAUAUCACAAAAACCCGAGCGCUACCGGAUCAUAGUGGCCACUCAUAACGAGGAGUCAGUUCGAAGAGCCGCCAAACGGAUGGAGGAGCUGGGCAUAGAAAAGAAUGGCGGAUCGGUGUGUUUUGGUCAGCUGUUGGGCAUGUGUGAUCACGUCUCUCUCACACUAGCGAAAGAAAGCUAUAUAGUUUAUAAAUCUGUACCGUACGGCUCAGUGGAUGACACGGUCCCCUACUUGGUGCGUCGGGCGCAGGAGAACCGCACAGUGCUGCAGGGCAUUCGCAAAGAGAGGGAUCUGCUGAGGAAGGAGCUGAAACACAGACUGAAGCUGAAACUGAGAGGAGGAAGCUGA
Messenger RNA from Nematolebias whitei (Rio pearlfish), 1413 nucleotides. RefSeq names its product proline dehydrogenase 2 (gene prodh2). Gene Ontology annotation, cellular component: mitochondrion. The record is from RefSeq and is a predicted model, not a curated record. NCBI's taxonomy places the organism in Eukaryota, Metazoa, Chordata, Actinopteri, Cyprinodontiformes, Rivulidae. Gene Ontology annotation, molecular function: proline dehydrogenase activity; FAD binding. Bases 1 to 1413 code for a protein of 470 amino acids. The transcript is spliced from 10 exons.